Molecule: messenger RNA, 555 nt
Organism: Entamoeba dispar SAW760
Lineage: Eukaryota; Evosea; Mastigamoebida; Endamoebidae
Exons: 1
Coding region: 1-555 (184 amino acids)
Source: RefSeq, a predicted model, not a curated record
AUGAUUGAUGAACAACAAGAAAUGGUUGUCAAACAUAGUAAAUAUUUUGCACAAUGGACAGAAAGACAUUACGGAUAUAAAAAAAUCUUUGAUACUGCUGUAAAUGGAAUUUCUAACUUAAGAUUUAACAAAACUGUUAUGAAUAUCCCCCAUUUAUUAUUUAUUUGUUUUGGAGAUUAUGGAAAUGUUUAUGGAACUUAUUGUGAAUUUCCAAUCACAACAUUAGAUAUUAAUUCUCCUGACUUUGAAAAGAAUAAAAGUUCACAUAAUUUCAUUUUCACACUAAAUUCUAACGGAAGACUUCAAGACCCACAGAAAUUUGAAUUAGUUAAUGGAAAAAGAGGAUCUAUACAACUUCAUGAAAUGGAUGAUCCAUGUUUAUUUGAUUUUGGUUAUGGAUCAUCUAGGGUUUAUGUCCAUAAACCAACAUCUAAAAAGGGGUAUUGUAAAAAUUUAUCAAGGAGUUAUGAAAGGAUUAAAGAUAAUGAAUUAAUUGGAUGUAUGUUUCCUCAACCAUUCCAUACAGAACGAGUUAUUGUUCUACAAAUGUUAUAA